This is a messenger RNA of Magnolia sinica, 1723 nucleotides long. RefSeq names its product protein WHAT'S THIS FACTOR 1 homolog, chloroplastic. The transcript has a single exon. Bases 345 to 1610 code for a protein of 421 amino acids. NCBI's taxonomy places the organism in Eukaryota, Viridiplantae, Streptophyta, Magnoliopsida, Magnoliales, Magnoliaceae. Gene Ontology annotation, molecular function: RNA binding. The record is from RefSeq and is a predicted model, not a curated record.
AGGAAGGAGACGCUGAGAGAGAGAGAAGGAAGGAGACGCUGAGAGAGGAAGGAGGAGACGCUGAGAGAGGGAGAAGGAGACGUUGGGUCAGAGCAGGUAGGUGCACUUUCAAUGCAGCUACGUUUCCAUCUCCCUCUCCUAACUUCGAAAUGGAUAGCCGUUGCCUGUAACUUGAAAAACACCUAAUUCUCCUUUUACAUUUCUUGCAAUCUUACCUGAUAGAAAGUUCCAGGUUGAGAUUUUGUUACCUGUAGCAUUUCUCCCCCAAACACAAACUGUAAGAAAGUCACCUGUAAAUUUCUUACAUUUUACAGAAGUUACAGGCAUCCAAACGGCCCCUUUUGAUGGCUGCGAUUCCAAGGAUUUCAAAUCUGUUCCCAAACACCAAAACUUCUUCCUCAUCGUCUCUUGUUCUCCUCUUCAGCCGGAGCUUCUCUCUGUGGUCGAUGAAAAAGGAUCCCGCUCUUGAAUCCGCGCUCUCUCGUAACCGCCGUUGGAUCGUCAACAACCAGCUGAAGAACAUUAUCCUUCGAUGCCCCGACCAGAUUGCUCCCGUCCGAUUCAUCCAGAAGAAAUUCAAGACCCUUGAUCUCCAAGGCAAGGCCCUCAACUGGUUUAAAAAAUACCCAUGCUGCUUUGAAACCUACCUUAAGGAUGAUGAAUAUUACUGUAAAUUGACGAAACGAAUGAUGUCUUUGGUAGAAGAAGAAGAGAAUGUAAAAUAUGGGAUGGAGUCUAUCUUGGUAGAUAAAUUAGCAAAGUUAUUGAUGAUGAGCUCUAAUCGGAGGCUCAAUGUUAUCAAAUUCAAUGAAUUGAAACGCAAUUUUGGCUUUCCUGACGACUAUCUCGUAUGGAUUCUGCCAAAAUAUCCUGAGAUGUUUCGGAUCGUCAAUCGGGGCAGCGGGAGACGGAGCAUGAUGGAGAUCGAGCUUGUUUCAUGGCAACCUCAUUUAGCCACUUCCUCAAUUGAAAUCUUAGCCCAUGAGAAGAACACUGAGCCACAUUUUGAGUGUUGCUUACCUUUGAGCUGGACGAAGUCACAGGAGCGGUUUCUUGAAUUUAACAAGGCGCCAUACAUUUCACCGUAUUCAGAUGCAAGGGGUUUAGAGGAGGGGUCGAUGGAGAUGGAGAAGCGGGUGAUUGGUGUGGUGCAUGAAUUGCUUUCACUAACGUUGUGGAAGAAGGCGUCGAUCAUAAAAUUGGGGCAUUUUAGAAGGGAAUUUGGUUUCCCAGAGAAAUUGAAUGUGUUGCUACUUCGGCAUCCGGGCAUUUUCUAUGUUUCAAACAAGUAUCAGAUAUACACGGUUGUUCUUCGAGAAGGGUAUUGUGGAUCGGAGUUGAUUGAUAAGGAUCCACUUGUAGUUGUGAAGGAUAAGUUUGGGGAGCUGAUGCAAGAGGGGCUUCAUGAAUAUAACCGGAGAAGGCAUGUGGUGAAUUUAGAGAAGAAGAAGAAGAGAGGUUUGGUGGUGAUGAAGUUGGAGAGAAAGAAUGGAAGAACAAUCAGUGAAAUGUCUGAACAUGAUGAUGAUGGUGAGGAGCGAGGAGAAAUUUAUAAUCCGGAGGAAAGGAAGAGGUUUUAUAGAUCUCUCUUUGAUGAGAGUGACCCAUAAGAUCAAAAGAGGUAACCUUUGCAUAUACCAUGUUUCUUUGUUCGUUUGGCUACAAGAUUAUUGCUUAGAAAUGAUCUAGCUAUAUCUUCAAUGGGGUAAUCGCUUUUGGUUGA